Molecule: messenger RNA, 1797 nt
Organism: Paramecium tetraurelia
Lineage: Eukaryota; Ciliophora; Oligohymenophorea; Peniculida; Parameciidae
Exons: 6
Cellular component (GO): cytosol
Molecular function (GO): asparagine synthase (glutamine-hydrolyzing) activity
Source: RefSeq, a predicted model, not a curated record
AUGUGUGGAAUAUUGGCCAUUUUAAAUAUAAGAGGAACAGAGGUAGAAGUAAGGGCGAAAGCAUACGAGCUGUCGAGAAGAUUAAGACAUAGAGGUCCAGAUAGAUCUAAGAUUAUUGAAAUAAGCCCAGGUGUGUAUCAUGUAAUUUCUCACGAAAGAUUGGGAUUAGUUGAUUUGAGUGACAAAGGCAGGUAACCCUUUUAAUUACUGGAUGAUUAAAACAUAAUCUUUAUGUAAAACGGAGAGCUAUAUGAUUACUGGGAUUUAAGACCAGAAUUAGAGAAGAAAUAUCGUUUUAGCAGUAAUUCGGAUACAGAGAUAGUCGGAAUGUUAUAUAAAGAAUAUGGGGCAGGCAACUUCUGGAACCACCUUAAUGGUAUGUUCGCCACAGUUCUAAUAGAUUUGAGCAAGAAAACAUUUCAAGCAGGAAGAGAUCAUAUCGGAAUAAUUCCUUUGUAUUAUGGUUAUGAUAAGGAUGGAUCACUAUUCUUGUCAUCAGAGUUGAAAGGAAUACAUGACUAAGUUAUUGAUGUUAAAUAGUUCCCUCCAGGCCAUUAUAUUGAUGAGACAUAUGAGAUCAAGAGAUGGUACAAUCCAACUUGGCAUAACUUUGAUCACAUUCCAACAGGGGAAAUCAUUUUAGAAGAAUUGAGAGACAAAUUCGUGGAGGUCGUCAGAAGAGAAGUUCAAGGUGAUGCUCCUUUUGGAUUGUUUAUAUCAGGAGGUGUUGACUCUUCAAUAGUGGCUGGAAUUGUUGCUAAAUUAAUAAAGAAAGGGGAUAUAGAUUUGAGUAAGAGAGGAAUGAGAAAAGUUCAUUCGUUUUGUAUCGGAUUGGAAGGAUCUCCAGAUUUACAUUUUGCUAAGAAGGUGGCAGAAUUCCAUGGCUUUGAACAUCACUCAUUCACCUAUACGGUCGAUGAAGGGUUAGAUUAUAUACCUGAAGUCAUAUAUCAUACAGAGACAUUCAAUAACACUACCAUUAGAGCAUCAACACCCAUGUAUAUGAUGUGUAGAAGAAUCAAAGCCUUGGGAAUCAAAAUAUGUUUAACAGGUGAAGGAAGUGAUGAAUUAUUUGGUGGAUAUUUAUAUUUCCACAAAGCACCUAACAGAGUAGAAUUUCAUUAAGAAUUAAUCAGAAAACUACAUGAUUUGCAUAAAUAUGAUCUCCUCAGAGCCAACAAGGCUUGUUUGGCUUGGGGUAUUGAAACUAGACCUCCUUUUAUGAACAAAUAAUGGGUUGAGUAUGUUAUGCAAAUUGAUCCUAAAUACAAGAUGAUUAAUGCCUUUGAACCUCAAAUGGAAAAAUACAUUCUAAGAAAAGCCUUUGAGGAUUUAGAACAUCCUUUUGUGCCAUAAGAAAUCUUAUGGAGAUAGAAGGAACAGUUUAGUGAUGGAGUUGGUUAUAGUUGGAGAGAUGGUAUUAUUAAGAGGGCUAAUCAGUUAAUCUCUGAUUAAGAGUUUUCUUAAGCAUCCAUCAAGUACCCAGUGUCCACUCCAAGAGAUAAGGAAUAAUAUUGGUUCAGACAAAUCUACUCUUCCUAUUUCCCAAGUGAAAGUUCUGUUUUGACUGUUCCAUACGCCAGAUCAAUAGCUUGUUCAACCGAAAAAGCUUUGGAAUGGGAUGAAGCUUUCAAAAAAAAUACAGACGAAUCCGGCAGAGCUGUAUUAGCUGUUCAUAAUGAUGCAAUUAAGGAACUCAUCUAACCAGAAGAGGACCGUUCAACUGAGGAUAUUUCCAAAGUACAAGAGCAUUUCUAAUUAUGAUUUCUAUUACAUGUAAUCAAAUUAUAAAUAAUU